Molecule: messenger RNA, 1349 nt
Organism: Drosophila novamexicana
Lineage: Eukaryota; Metazoa; Arthropoda; Insecta; Diptera; Drosophilidae
Exons: 3
Coding region: 248-880 (210 amino acids)
Source: RefSeq, a predicted model, not a curated record
GAGCUUCCGUAUAAUUCUCAACUGGUUUAUGCUGCCCGCCGCAAAUACGCUUGGGUUUGUGUCUUUGCUAGCCAGAACUGCGCAUGUCAUUGUCGCCAGCUCUUUGUAUUCUGACAUUCGCUGUCAAACGACAACGUUUUAUUCUUCCAAAUAAACAAAAGUCUGCUCGCGGCUGCUCGGGUCUAUAGAAUAAGUUGUUUAACUGGCUGGAAAGGCGUUUAUUGGCCCAGUUGGCGGCCAACACAGCAUGUCCAGAGCUCUCCUCACACUCGCCUACUUUGUGCUCACCUCCUGCUCCAUUGUGUUCACGGCCUGCGUUAAUAAUGUGACUGGCACGGGCACCAGCUCGCCCGGAUCGGGACCCAAUUCGGUAGUCAGCCUGAGCACCUCGCUUACCAGCGGCGGGCAUAUUCAUCGCACGGCGGCGGCCAUCGAGCGGGUGAACAAGCUCUGGUGCUAUGCCUGUGAUACCAUGGACGACGGUCCGGCCUGCGUAGAUGUCCUUGAGCGCAACAGCACGGCGCUAAUGAAGAAGUGUCAGGGCGAGGAGUUCAUCUGCAUGGUCAAGCGUUUCUCGUACACCACCAGCACAGAGAACUCCACGAGUUCGCCAAAGAUGUGGUCGCUGGAUCGACGAUGCGCCGUCAACUGUGAGCCCGGCUGCAUUGUUAUAGGUGAGCGCACCAAGCUCUAUGCCUGCACAUCCUGCUGCGAGGAGUCCUUCUGCAAUACGGGUCGUGGCGGCGCCGCGGGCAUAUUCCAUCGCGAGGCAACGGGUAUUGGCACACGAAUCUUUUGGCUGGCAGCCCCGUUCCUGGUCAACAUAUCGCUAAUGCUCUACAAGCGGCAUGCCGGUCAUGUGCUCAUCCAGCUACAGUAGUCCCUCGCAAUGCGGCGCCGAAACAAAAGGCGUGUGUACCUCAUUGAUUUAGCCAAUUUAAGUAGCCAAACCAAACACUCAACUUGCCCAAAGCUAUUAACUAAACUAGCUAACUGUACCAGUUCGUUUGCCCGCAUUUUACCUACUCCUAGAUUUAGAUAUACAACUAUACUUUAUACUAGCCUGCAUAAGAGUACUUGUGUGUGUACUUGAGUAUAGUUACCUAAGGGUCAUGGUGUGAUAAUAAAUGAAUCCAAGUGUCAGUCAGCGCGAGUAUUUAUCAAGUUAUCUUUCGUGGGCCGAAAAGUCAGAACCAGUUAAAUGCAUCUUAGCAAAUUCUGCAGUCAGAACCAGUUGUGAAUUUUAAAUGCAUCUUAGCAACUUCUGCAGUUGAUAUGUAUUUAAAAGAAAUCCUUUUUAUGCUUAAUCCUCGCUAAGAAAUUUUAGAUAAUUGAUUUGAUUAUUAGAU